AUGAACCAGAUGCCCUGUGUACAAGCCCAGUAUGCCUCCCUGCCCCAUGACAGUUACUUCAGCUCUGAGUUCUUGAAUCCUGACCUCAGUGCCAAACUGGUGAUGGACAUCAGUGGCCAAAAGGACCAGCUGUCUACAUCUUCGUUGCCCAGCAUCAACACUUUGGUGGGAAAUGGCUAUGUGGGGGAGUUUGAUGCUUAUUCCUGCAGGAUUACCAACUCUCCUCCGGCCUCUACAGUUUCCUUCAGCCACUCAGCGGAGAGCUCCUGCCCUCAGAUGCAGAGCCAGGCCUUCAAGCUGGAUGAUCUCCAGGUGUAUGGCUGUUACCCAGGUUCCUUUGCGAUGAGCUGCCUUGAUGAAACGCUGUCGUCAUGUGGCUCUGACUACUAUGGCAGCCCAGUUUAUACCGCAGCUUCCCCUCCCACAUCUGGCUUUCAGGCCCAGUCUGCACCCAUCUGGGAUUCCCCUUUCAGCCCCUACCCCUCAGCCCCCCCGUCCUCUGUGGCUGAUAAGACCGCCAUGGCCCAGCAUCUCUCCUUUUUUACCUUCAGCCCCGCUCCAGAGCAGCACUCUCCCCUGGGGCAUCAUCAAGAUGCUCUGCCGGGCCACGACGACCCUUUCUUCCUGCCUCCUCAGCAGCACAUGUCUCCACUUCAUUGUCCCCCCAUGUCCCUGGACCAUGGAUGCAUGGAAAGUCCCAGGAUAGUUGAAGGGUCCAUGAUGUCUCCUAAAUGCCACAACCCAGGAUCCAGUGAGGGCCGCUGUGCAGUUUGUGGGGACAACGCAUCCUGUCAGCACUAUGGAGUCCGCACCUGUGAGGGCUGCAAAGGUUUCUUCAAGCGAACUGUACAGAAAAAUGCAAAGUAUGUGUGCCUUGCCAAUAAAGACUGUCCUGUGGACAAGAGAAGAAGAAACCGCUGCCAGUUCUGCCGUUUCCAGAAAUGUCUCACAGUUGGAAUGGUCAAAGAAGUUGUUCGCACCGACAGCCUCAAAGGCCGUCGAGGUCGUCUGCCUUCGAAACCCAAGACUGUGUCCGAUACUUCAUCCACAACCCCCAGCGUCAACAUAUUAGCCUCUCUUGUCAGAUCUCAUUUAGACUCAAACCCAACCAUUGGAAAGCUUGACUACUCCAAGUACCAGGAGACUGUGGACAACCUGAAAGAAAAGGAGGAUGCUGCUGAUAUUCAGCAGUUUUAUGACCUGCUGACUGGUUCUUUGGAUGUAAUAAGAAACUGGGCCGAAACCAUCCCAGGUUUCAAAGAUUUCUGCACAGAGGACCAGGAGCUGCUCCUUGAAUCAGCUUUUGUUGAGCUCUUCAUUCUGCGACUUGCAUACAGGUCUAAUCCUGAGAAGAACAAGCUGAUCUUCUGCAACGGUUUGGUCCUACACCGACUGCAAUGCGUUUCCACUUUUGGUGAUUGGAUUAACUCCAUAAUGGAUUUCUCCCAGAGCCUUCACCGAAUGAACUUGGACGUCUCCUUGUUUGCCUGCCUUGCAGCGUUAGUUAUCAUCACUGAUCGCCAUGGCCUCAAAGAGCCCAGGAAGGUGGAAGACUUUCAGAGUCAUCUCAUCACUUCUCUAAGAGAGCAUGUGAAUGGAAACGGAUCAGAACCGAGCCGGACACAGCCCAACUAUCUUUCUCGUCUUCUGGGCAAACUCCCCGAGCUGAGGACUCUGUGCACACAGGGCCUGCAGCGCAUCUUCUACCUGAAACUCGAGGACCUGGUUCCCCCUCCACCAAUAGUGGAGAAAAUCUUUAUGGAUACUCUGCCAUUCUGAAAAAGAAGGCAAAGUAGUUUGUAAAAACGACACAAAGCACCCAAUGUGAGGUUUUACCACUGAACUGUACUGGUGAACCUCCUUCAAACAAUGUCUGGCAUUGUUCAAGAGAUCCUUAUUUUUCUAACAUUACGUUUUAAAAUGUAAUUUGGUACCUGUGUGAGUAUCGUAUACAGUUUCUUCUCUGAAACAGAGAGAGCUGAAAUGUUAUAAACAGAUCAGGACACAGUUUAUAAAGUAUAUAUUUUUGUGUGCAUUUGUAAAAGGACUUUAUUGCUGUGCUGGAUGUUUGAAUGUUGUCUUGCUAUGCAGCUAGUGAGAUAUGGAUAUUUGGGUCGAUGCAAUGCAGUGUUACAUACUCAGCUUUUCCCAAAAGCAGAAAAACACACUAAUCUCCUAAAAAGCAUUUUUUAAGUUGCUUUCGAUCCCACUGGGUAGAGGAAACUGAUAUAUUAGAUUAUUUUGUAGAAAAAGCCAGGUUGACGGAACUCUAGAGUCCCAGUUUUUGUUAUGGAUAUCUUUACUAAUAUCUUUGCAUAACAAAAUAUAGUUUUAGUCCUAACUGUGCUCCUGUAAAAGGUCUUGGACCAAAGUUUACUCUUAUUUUGAUACUUCCACUAACAAACCUUAUUGCCUUAAGAUAAACAAAAUGUUCUGCCACAACUCCAUGCUGCCAUUUUGCAACACCUUGUAAAGGCUGAUGCUGGCAGAGUUCCUUUUGAACCGCAUGUCCCUGUAACAACAUACUUUGAGAACUUUUUGAACUUGCUAAAUGGAAAAAAACAAAGUGCCUUUCAUAAAGCGUCGCUCCUAAACCAUAGUAGGUGACACUAAGUUGAUUUUCAUUCCAAAUAUCAAAUACCGCAAGCCCUGUUUAAUAUUAAUGUUAAAUAAUCUAUUUUAAUGUCUCUAUUAAAAUAAAAUUGUGCCUGAGACUUGGGAUAGAAAUACACUUGGAACAUACAAUUCUUGAACGCACACUUCGCCCUGGUGCACUGUGUGUGCAUACAGUGAUGACAGGUGGUUUAGGAUCCAGAAAAACUGAAUCCUGUUCACAUGACCCUGAGGCAGUGUUAACUGCAGCAGAGCCUUCCAGUUAAAGAUCACAUUUAGUCAAAGAACAUUUCAGAGUCUCCCUGUAUCCACAAUUUCAUGUAGUGUAUCCUUGAUACGAUUUAAUAGCUGACAAAGCUUGAUCAUCCACAUGCAAAAGCAGGCAUUUCAUGUUUGACACCCCUACACGUGUUCGUAAGGACUGUCUUCCACAUUCUGGAGUUACGCAGAUUUUAUAUGUUGGAAUUAUUUUGUGUUUCCAUAUCAGAAUGAACUAAAGAAAUAUCUUAAGAAAUCACAAUGAAAUGUGAUGAGAAGAUAAGCAGCUAAGAGCACUUCAAAUAGUGUUCAAACAAUAUGAAGAACACUUCUUUCUCCUACUGUAUGUGUUUUGUUUGGGAUGUGUGUGAAAAAUAUUGCCAUGGCUUUGGUAAAAUAGUGCAGAUGUGUUAAAAGACAGAGAAUAUUUGAUAUUAAAUAUUUUUGGAAAACACAA
This is a messenger RNA of Gymnodraco acuticeps, 3328 nucleotides long. Its product is annotated as nuclear receptor subfamily 4 group A member 1-like. Gene Ontology annotation, cellular component: transcription regulator complex; nucleus. NCBI's taxonomy places the organism in Eukaryota, Metazoa, Chordata, Actinopteri, Perciformes, Bathydraconidae. Gene Ontology annotation, molecular function: nuclear receptor activity; nuclear glucocorticoid receptor binding; zinc ion binding. The transcript is spliced from 7 exons. The record is from RefSeq and is a predicted model, not a curated record. Gene Ontology annotation, biological process: cellular response to corticotropin-releasing hormone stimulus; regulation of transcription by RNA polymerase II. The coding region runs from base 1 to 1779 and encodes 592 amino acids.